This is a messenger RNA of Colius striatus (speckled mousebird), 351 nucleotides long. It is a transcript of the gene SPX, whose product is annotated as spexin hormone. The coding region runs from base 1 to 351 and encodes 116 amino acids. Lineage: Eukaryota; Metazoa; Chordata; Aves; Coliiformes; Coliidae. Gene Ontology annotation, cellular component: cytoplasm. Gene Ontology annotation, biological process: positive regulation of gastro-intestinal system smooth muscle contraction. The record is from RefSeq and is a predicted model, not a curated record. The transcript has 6 exons. Gene Ontology annotation, molecular function: neuropeptide hormone activity.
AUGAAGGGGCUGUGUAAUCUGACAGCAUCUGCAAUGGCACUGCUCCUGGCCGUGUCUUUCAUAUCUCUAUCCUGGAGUGCACCUCAGGCUCAUUUUCAAAGGAGAAACUGGACUCCUCAGGCUAUGCUCUAUUUGAAGGGUGCACAGGGACGUCGAUUCAUCUCAGAUGAGAGCCAGCGAAAGGAUCUGUAUGACAGAAUGCAGCUUGAAACACGCAGCCAAAAUAUAAAUCCUCUAUCUCUUUCUGAAGCUGCAAGAUUGUUCCUUAGUUCCUUGUGGAAAGCACAAGAAGUCAAAGAAGAAAACAGUGAUCACCCUGGCUCCUUGUCAGAUAAUCAAUCAAACUGGUGA